GCCACUAGCAGGACGAGCCGCAGCCGCAGCAAGAGCGGCGGCACUAAGACCCGCAGUUGUAGUGGUGGGGCGCCCUAACACCACGCCCACACCACCCGGGCUCACAGGCCAACGCCAACGGAAACUGUUAUAGAGAUACUAUAAGUGAUAAGUAGAUACUGUAGAUUUGAAGUCAGUCGAUGUAUUUUUCAAGAGCAUAUUAACCCUGUGUAAGUGACACACACACACCCUGGAAGGUUUAUGUUCCAUGACGUGAGAGUCAGAGGUCCCGUUGGAGACUUCACUAAGAGUAGAAAGUGAGAGUAGAGGUCCAGUGUGGGUUUCCGGAGGACCUGCCACUCAGUGUGUGUGUGUGGUACUGUAGUUUAGCGGCCUCUACUAGUGUUGGUUCUACUGGUGUGAGCUGAAGGUGUGUGGGUGUGUAGUUAGUGUGAGGAAAGUGUGUGUUGUGCCGUACUGAAGCCAGGAGUGUGUGGCGGCAGCGGUCAUCAGAUGUGUUGAGGCGUGGGUGUGGGACUGUGCCUCUCUAGGUGCAUUCUCCUGUCUCUCCUCCCUCCUGGGUAGAGGUGACCUGACCUCCGAGACAAGCCGGGUGACCCGCCACCGGCCCCGACACACGCUGGGGGUCGAGGGGCAGAGGACCCCCGCCUAGCAACUAGUGUGCGGCCUCUGCUGGAGCUGGUACUGUUGUGGCGCUUACUGCUGCUCCGUCCAGGGACACUGGUAGUAGGCAACCUCCGCCACUCCGGCCACUACCUGCUGCUUCUGCCUGCACCUGCCCGGCCAGCCAGCCACACUACCCACCUACCUGCUUGUCCGCCUGCCUGCCUGCCUGCCUGGCAGCUAGGUAACGAGGUAGCGAGCGAGGCAGGGAGCCAGCUUGCCGCCGGGCGCAACACGUGGUGGAUGGGGUAGGGAGGGUGUGCACGUGUUGUGGACACAGAGAGGCAGCCCGGGAAGUGGUGGCGGCGGUGGGCUGGGUAUAUAGCAGGUGGCCGCCUCCUCUCCCACCAUCACACGCCCUCAACAUGGACAGCGCUUCCUCACCCCCACCCAAUUAUUCAGGUAUGAUCCCCACAUCUCCAAGUCCACCCUUGGAUGCACAGCCGGUAACAUAUUGUGAACCUGCCUUCUGGUGUUCAAUCUCUUACUACGAGCUCAACACACGCGUUGGUGAGACCUUCCAUGCAUCACAGCCGUCUCUCACUGUCGAUGGUUUCACUGAUCCCAGCAACAGUGAGCGUUUCUGUCUAGGUCUCCUGUCCAACGUUAAUCGAAACCCAGUAGUAGAGCAGACAAGACGUCACAUUGGCAAGGGCGUCCGGCUAUAUUACAUUGGUGGAGAGGUGUUUGCCGAAUGUCUCUCGGACUCUUCCAUCUUUGUUCAGAGUCCUAACUGCAAUCAGCGCUAUGGGUGGCAUCCAGCAACUGUGGUAAAAAUACCUCCAGGAUGUAACUUAAAAAUCUUCAAUAAUCAAGAGUUUGCACACCAGCUGGCUCAGAGUGUUAGCCAAGGCUUUGAGGCCGUGUACCAACUAACUCGGAUGUGCACCAUACGCAUCUCAUUUGUUAAAGGCUGGGGAGCGCAAUACAGACGGCAAACAGUCACAUCAACGCCAUGUUGGAUAGAACUGCACUUGAAUGGGCCUUUACAAUGGUUGGACCGUGUUCUGACUCAGAUGGGCUCCCCCUGUCUCCCCUGCUCCUCCAUGUCCUAGACACCUGCAGUGCAUCAUGGAUCUGCUGCUGAUAAAUUUGCUCUUCCAAGAAGCCUGCAGAUUCUCCAAACCCAAAGCAACACUGGCUAAUGUUCAGCUAUACUUUGAGAAC
This is a messenger RNA of Homarus americanus (American lobster), 1830 nucleotides long. RefSeq names its product mothers against decapentaplegic homolog 3-like. NCBI's taxonomy places the organism in Eukaryota, Metazoa, Arthropoda, Malacostraca, Decapoda, Nephropidae. Gene Ontology annotation, biological process: SMAD protein signal transduction; BMP signaling pathway; transforming growth factor beta receptor signaling pathway. Gene Ontology annotation, molecular function: I-SMAD binding; DNA-binding transcription factor activity, RNA polymerase II-specific; RNA polymerase II cis-regulatory region sequence-specific DNA binding. Bases 1029 to 1718 code for a protein of 229 amino acids. Gene Ontology annotation, cellular component: heteromeric SMAD protein complex. The record is from RefSeq and is a predicted model, not a curated record. The transcript has 6 exons.